AUGGCGGGUCCGGGGGGCUUCGAGGAUGCCACCGUGCUGGACUUCGUGGCCGACCUGUCCCUGGCCGCCCGCGGGGACCCCCUCGGAGGUGGACCGAGGCGGUGCGACCUCCCAGCCGGGGCGCCCUUUGGGGACGGUGCCCUCUGCUUUCGGGAGGGGCUGCCCAGGGGGCUGCCCCACUUCAGGGAGGGGGACGGAGAGGAAGAGGGCGGGGAGGAGGAGGAGGAGGAGGAAGAGGAGGAGGAAGAGGACGAGGACGAGGAGGAGGGAGGGGAGCGACUGAGAGGCGCCUCUCUGCUGGGCAGGCCCAAGAGGAAGCGGGUCAUCACCCAUGCCCAGCGCCAGGCCGCCAACAUCAGGGAGAGGAAAAGGAUGUUCAACCUGAACGAAGCCUUCGACCAGCUGAGGAAGAAGGUGCCCACUUUUGCCUACGAAAAGAGGCUGUCCCGGAUAGAGACCCUGCGCCUGGCCAUCGUCUACAUCUCCUUCAUGACCGAGCUGUUGGACAGCUGCAAGAAGGAAUCGAGCUAG
Molecule: messenger RNA, 531 nt
Organism: Tachyglossus aculeatus (Australian echidna)
Lineage: Eukaryota; Metazoa; Chordata; Mammalia; Monotremata; Tachyglossidae
Gene: FERD3L
Product: Fer3 like bHLH transcription factor
Exons: 1
Coding region: 1-531 (176 amino acids)
Biological process (GO): developmental process; regulation of transcription by RNA polymerase II
Molecular function (GO): DNA-binding transcription factor activity, RNA polymerase II-specific; protein dimerization activity; RNA polymerase II transcription regulatory region sequence-specific DNA binding
Source: RefSeq, a predicted model, not a curated record